Rhodofomes roseus is the source of this 477-nucleotide messenger RNA. RefSeq lists its product as uncharacterized. The coding region runs from base 1 to 477 and encodes 158 amino acids. The record is from RefSeq and is a predicted model, not a curated record. Lineage: Eukaryota; Fungi; Basidiomycota; Agaricomycetes; Polyporales; Fomitopsidaceae. The transcript has a single exon.
AUGGCCCAAAAACGGAUCUACCUCUGCCACUACGCCCGUAACGGGGACGCAGCUAAAGAGGAAAAGGACCAUCCCCCGAGGCACUGGGAAAUAAACAUCCGGAUGUCCAAGGACGUCAAUGAUCCCUUCGGGAAGUCCAUCGGCCAUGUCUUCCACGUCGUGGGGAGCGUGGGUAAUCAGUGGGUCUUCAAACACUUGGAGAACAAGGACUACUCCCAGACCCGGGCUUGGGCGGGAUGUGUCUUCGUAGGCACGGUCGAGGAGUCGAAGAUCGGCGAAUUCGAGCGCGUGUUGGCAUCCGUACCGCUCCAACCCGGCCACCCCACCUGGAACUGCCAGAACUGGGCAUGGGAUGCACUCCUCUUGUUGCGCCAGCAGGGGUACAACAUCGUGCUCCCGCCCACGUUUAGGCGUAUGCACGAGUUGAUGGAGGAUGCGAAGAACAUCGGAUGGGAUAUUGGCACCGACUCGGACUAG